ACGACCUCCCUACGAGAACAUGCCUCUCGCAAAGGAUCUCCUUCAUCCCUCUCCAGAGGAGGAAAAGAGGAAACACAAGAAAAAGAGCCCCACUUCCUACUUUAUGGAUGUGAAGUGCCCAGGAUGCUAUAAAAUCCCCACGGUCUUUAGCCAUGCACAGACGGUAGUCCUGUGUGUCGGCUGCUCCACUGUCCUCUGUCAGCCUACAGGCGGGAAAGCAAGACUGACAGAAGAAUGCUCCUUCAGGAGGAAGCAGCACUGAAAAG
Chionomys nivalis (European snow vole) is the source of this 266-nucleotide messenger RNA. RefSeq names its product 40S ribosomal protein S27-like. Gene Ontology annotation, biological process: translation; ribosomal small subunit assembly. The coding region runs from base 20 to 262 and encodes 80 amino acids. The record is from RefSeq and is a predicted model, not a curated record. Lineage: Eukaryota; Metazoa; Chordata; Mammalia; Rodentia; Cricetidae. Gene Ontology annotation, molecular function: RNA binding; structural constituent of ribosome. The transcript has a single exon. Gene Ontology annotation, cellular component: ribosome; cytosolic small ribosomal subunit.